AUGAUCAGGAAAGAGGUGGUUGUGGCUGUGACGGCUGCAACAGUUACGGUGGUUGCUGUGACUGUGUUAAUGGGUCGGUGGAUUCAGACGAAGGAGCGACGGCGAAAACAGACGCAGAGGAUUCUAAAGAAAUUUGCUAGAGAAUGUGCUACGCCGGUCUCGAAACUAUGGGCGGUGGCGGAUGCCUUGGUCACUGACAUGACCUCCUCUCUCGCGGAUGCAGUCGCCGAGACAUGCGGUUCCCUCAACAUGCUAGUUUCAUUCGCCGGUUCUUUCCCUUCCGGUGAUGAGAAAGGGGUACAUUAUGGAGUUAACGUGAGAGGCAAGGAACUUCUACUGUUACGUGGGAGUUUACGAGGUAAUGAAGAGCCUAUUUCUGAUGUGCAAACGCAUGAGAUUCCUAUCCCCGACGAUGUUUUAAAUGGUUCUCUCAAGGAGUUGUGCGAUUUCAUAUCAUUGGAGCUUGUUAAAUUCCUUGCGAUGAACCCUGGUGAAGAAACAGAGGAAGCGAAGAAUCUCGGGUUUACGUUGACACGCUCUGUGGAACAGAUUGGUUCAGGUUCAAUAUUGGCGUUACAGAGGAAAAGUUUAGUAGAUGAUGAUGAUAAUAAAGUUUUGAAGGAGUUUGUGUAUGGUAUGAAUGAAUCACUAGAGAGCCAUGGUCUGAAUAUUCGGAUGAACACAUCGCUGGUGGAUAACACUAUAGGAGAGUUGGCUGGAGGAAGGUACUAUCACAAGGACACUGUGGCUGCAGUAUCAUUAGGUAUGGGAACUAACGCUGCUUACAUUGAGAAAGCUCAAGAGAUUUCGAUGUGGAAAUCUGCGAUACCCGAGCCAAAAGAAAUCGUUGUUAGCACAGAAUGGGGAGAUUUCAAAUCUUGUCAUCUUCCUAUAACCGAGUUUGAUGCUUCUCUUGACGCGGAAAGCUUGAAUCCUGGAAACCAAGUGUUUGAGAAAAUGGUGUCCGGAGGAUACUUAGGGGAGAUAGUGAGAAGAGUUUUGCUAAGAAUGUCUGAAGAAACUGCUUUAUUUGGAGAUGCAUUGCCUCCAAAACUAAUGAUUCCUUACAUUUUAUGGCCGCCAGAUAUGGCUGCGAUGCAUCAAGAUAUAUCAGAAGAACGAGAGAUCGUAAAUAGAAAGCUCAAAGAAGUUUUUGGGAUCUUGGAUUCAACUCUUGCGGCGAGAGAAGUGGUUGUUGAAGUGUGCGAUGUAGUCGCGGAACGAGCUGCUCGUUUGGCGGGAGCAGGAAUAGUUGGGAUAACAAAGAAACUAGGAAGGUUAGAAAAAAAGAUGAGCAUUGUGAUAGUUGAAGGAGGAUUAUACGACCAUUACCGAAUCUUUAGAAACUAUCUUCAUAGCAGCGUUUGGGAAAUGCUCGGUGACGAGUUAUCAGAUCAUAUCGUCAUUGAACAUUCUCACGGAGGAUCUGCUGCCGGAUCUCUCUUCCUUGCGGCAUGCAGCGGUGACUAA
This is a messenger RNA of Capsella rubella, 1470 nucleotides long. RefSeq names its product probable hexokinase-like 2 protein. The transcript is spliced from 8 exons. The record is from RefSeq and is a predicted model, not a curated record. The coding region runs from base 1 to 1470 and encodes 489 amino acids. Gene Ontology annotation, molecular function: ATP binding; glucokinase activity; D-glucose binding. Gene Ontology annotation, biological process: glycolytic process; intracellular glucose homeostasis; glucose 6-phosphate metabolic process. NCBI's taxonomy places the organism in Eukaryota, Viridiplantae, Streptophyta, Magnoliopsida, Brassicales, Brassicaceae. Gene Ontology annotation, cellular component: cytosol; mitochondrion.